AUGUCUAAAAUCACAGUCGCCGGAGUGCGUACCAACGUACAAAGUCUUCUUGAGUACUCUCUCGAGACCAAGAAGAGAAACUUCCUCGAGACCGUCGAGCUCCAAAUCGGCCUCAAGAACUAUGAUCCCCAACGUGACAAGCGUUUCUCCGGAACCGUCCGUCUCCCAGUCGUUCCCCGCCCAAACAUGAGCAUUUGCAUUCUCGGUGAUCAACACGAUAUCGAUCGUGCCAAGCACGGUGGUGUUGACGCCAUGUCCGCUGAUGACUUGAAGAAGCUCAACAAGAACAAGAAGUUGAUCAAGAAGCUCGCACGCAAGUACGAUGCUUUCGUCGCUUCCGACACCUUGAUCAAGCAAAUUCCCCGUCUCUUGGGUCCCGGUCUUUCCAAGGCUGGUAAAUUCCCAACCCCAGUCUCCCACAACGAAGAUCUUAGCGGUAAGAUCAACGAAGUCAAGUCCACCAUCAAGUUCCAAUUGAAGAAGGUCUUGUGUAUGGGUGUUGCUGUCGGAAACGUCGAGAUGACUGAGGACCAAUUGAUCUCCAACAUCAUGUUGUCUAUCAACUACCUCGUCUCCUUGUUGAAGAAGGGAUGGCAAAACGUUGGCAGCUUGACCAUCAAGGCAUCUAUGUCUCCACCCAAGCGCCUCUACUAG
This is a messenger RNA of Botrytis deweyae, 654 nucleotides long. RefSeq lists its product as uncharacterized. Gene Ontology annotation, biological process: translation. The record is from RefSeq and is a predicted model, not a curated record. Gene Ontology annotation, cellular component: large ribosomal subunit. NCBI's taxonomy places the organism in Eukaryota, Fungi, Ascomycota, Leotiomycetes, Helotiales, Sclerotiniaceae. Bases 1 to 654 code for a protein of 217 amino acids. Gene Ontology annotation, molecular function: RNA binding; structural constituent of ribosome. The transcript is spliced from 4 exons.